CUUGCUGCUCUUUGGCGACUAAACAUGUGCAGCAUGGGUGUCCUUCUCCUUCGAUCCGCGCUCGAUGAGUUUUGGAUCGCGGGGUGUUUUAAACUGGAUAAAACUGGAUUUUACAUCGGCAAGCUCACGACCAGGGGCCAAACAGCCCAGAGUGGAGCGAGGAGGGAAGAGAAGACCAAGAAGAAGGCAGAACGAAACACCCCCCCAAAAAAACCCACUACCUACUGGAGCAGCAAGGAAACCCAAGGAAACUAUCUCGAUAGACAUCAUGACAGCUCCAAGAUCAAUCGCCAAUGUCUAUGCCAACGUCAACGCGGAGUACGGUCAAACUUGGUGGGACUAUGAUGGAUUGUCAGUUUCAUGGGGUCACCAAGAUAAUUACGAGAUCGUUAGGAAAGUCGGCCGUGGUAAAUAUUCGGAGGUUUUCGAAGGUGUCAAUAUUGUAAACGAUGAGAAAUGUAUCAUUAAGGUCCUAAAACCAGUCAAGAAGAAAAAAAUCAAACGGGAGAUCAAGAUUCUACAAAACUUAGCCGGUGGCCCCAACAUCAUCACCUUAUUGGACGUCGUCCGUGAUCCACAGUCAAAAACGCCAUCGAUCGUCACAGAAUACAUCAACAACACCGACUUUAAAGUCCUCUAUCCCAAAUUUAGUGAUUAUGACGUUCGGUUCUACAUCCUCGAACUACUCAAAGCACUCGACUUUGCCCACUCCCGAGGAAUCAUGCACAGAGAUGUCAAGCCCCACAACGUGAUGAUCGACCAUGAACGUCGCCAACUACGCCUGAUCGAUUGGGGUCUCGCCGAGUUUUAUCAUCCGAAUACCGAGUAUAAUGUACGGGUCGCCUCAAGAUAUUUCAAGGGACCCGAAUUACUCGUCGACUUUCAAGAGUAUGACUACAGCCUCGAUAUGUGGAGUCUCGGUUGCAUGUUCGCAUCGAUGAUCUUUCGAAAGGAGCCUUUCUUCCACGGACAUGAUAACUAUGAUCAAUUGGUGAAGAUUACCAAAGUACUUGGGACGGAUGAGUUAUAUGCCUACUUGGAGAAAUACGAUAUCGAAUUGGAUGCUCAGUACGAUGAUAUCUUGGGACGUUACCAGCGGAAGCCUUGGAGUCGUUUCCUUACAACUGAGAAUCAGCGGUUCAUUUCUAAUGAAGCAAUAGAUUUCCUUGAUAAGCUUCUCCAGUACGAUCACCAAGAGCGACUGACUGCACAUGAAGCCAUGAUGCAUCCCUACUUCGAACCUGUUCGACAACGAGAAGGAAUGCCCUUCAGCUCAUCUGCACCAAGGGCUGAAGAAACUGAAGGAUAAAUACUGAGUGGUCAUCUAUCACAUAUAGAUAAUCUACUAUCGCCUACAGCCUCACCCGCAAACAAACACACGCACGCCAACCACCUGUAUUUCAAUCCUCAACUUCAAUCACGGUCUUCACUUCUUUUCAUUUCAUUUCAUCUUCAAUUUCUAUGAAAUAAAAAAAACAAAGAUCGGGAUGGUUGCUUUUUUCAGAAUUUAAUCCAAUUGCCUUGUGUCCGUUCUUUGUCUUUUUGUUUCCAUUCCUUUAUACAUCAUAUACAAAUAUAUGAACUACUGUGAGUGUGUGGGUUGGUGUAAUGGCAGACAAGAAAGGCUUUGAAAAUAUAUCGGUUGUCCUUCUUGUUGAAUGGUCAGAUGCCAUGAAAGAAAUUCCUAAAAA
Messenger RNA from Puccinia graminis f. sp. tritici CRL 75-36-700-3, 1691 nucleotides. RefSeq names its product CMGC/CK2 protein kinase. Lineage: Eukaryota; Fungi; Basidiomycota; Pucciniomycetes; Pucciniales; Pucciniaceae. Gene Ontology annotation, molecular function: protein serine/threonine kinase activity; ATP binding. The transcript has 9 exons. Gene Ontology annotation, cellular component: cytosol; nucleus; protein kinase CK2 complex. Gene Ontology annotation, biological process: regulation of transcription by RNA polymerase III; protein phosphorylation; regulation of transcription by RNA polymerase I. The record is from RefSeq and is a predicted model, not a curated record. The coding region runs from base 65 to 1309 and encodes 414 amino acids.